Molecule: messenger RNA, 1161 nt
Organism: Cuscuta campestris
Lineage: Eukaryota; Viridiplantae; Streptophyta; Magnoliopsida; Solanales; Convolvulaceae
Source: the annotation of a GenBank genome assembly
AUAACCCCAAUCAAUCUCACCGGGUCUUGCUGAUUGUCGGGCCGCCGGCCGUCGUUAUUAUACAGUACUCCUGAGCAAAAAAAGAUCUGCAAUGGCGGCCGCUAGAGCGAUGGUAUCGGCGAGCAACACCAUCACGACCUCAAUACUUUCCCGAGGCCCUUUCAGGAGUCAUACCGCUCUAAAUAUCUGCCUCAAGCGCGCGCCGUCGCAGAAGAGGCGGCUCUUCACUUGCAGCGCCAUCUACCGGCCCCAAGUUCAGAUCAAGGAAGAAGGCAAGCCCGAGACCCUCGAUUAUCGCGUCUUCUUUGUUGACAGUUCCGGCAAAAAGGUGUCUCCAUGGCAUGAUAUACCUCUUCACUUGGGUGACGGUAUCUUCAAUUUCAUUGUUGAAAUCCCAAAAGAAUCCAGUGCAAAAAUGGAGGUUGCUACUGAUGAGCAGCACACUCCCAUCAAACAAGAUACCAAAAAAGGGAAACUUAGAUACUACCCGUACAAUAUUCAUUGGAAUUAUGGAUUGCUUCGAGUUUGCACCCUUCUGGGAAGGAAACUUGAUGUUGUUGAGAUUGGUGAAAGACGUGGAAAAAUUGGCGAGGUGCUAAAAGUUAAACCUGUAGCUGCUUUAGCAAUGAUUGAUGAGGGAGAACUUGAUUGGAAGAUUGUUGCAAUUUCACUAGAUGACCCAAGAGCAUCACUUGUUAAUGAUGUUGAGGAUGUUGAGAAACAUUUUCCGGGCACGCUUACGGCAAUCAGGGACUGGUUUAGAGAUUACAAGAUCCCUGAUGGAAAACCUGCUAACAAGUUUGGUCUUGGAAAUAAGCCAGCAAACAAGGACUACGCCCUGAAGGUCAUCACAGAAACCAACGAGUCUUGGGCUAAGCUUGUCAAAAGAUCUAUUCCAUCUUGUGAUCUUUCACUUGUUUAAUUUGCAGGUUUUAGAGUAUAAGAUGUGUAGCUUGUUGACAUUAAUAAAAGCUUGAGUCUUUCAAUCAAGACCUGAUUUUUAUUAUUAUUCUUGCAAUGAAAUUUCUUUUCUUGUUGCAAAUCCGGCAUUCUGUGUUAGCUGCGGAAAACGAACAGAUCGGCUGCAUUUAUUUACGUUAUACGGAGUAGCAUUUUAUCAUUUUUAGGCGUUGGAAUCCGAAAUGAAACGUUGUUUUUAUC